AUGCAUCGACUUUUUGCUGAGCACGAGCCAUCUGUAACCGUCACCGAGCAAAACCUGCCAGACCGAGUUCGGUAUAUCUUGCGCUCAAAUACAUUUGAUGUCACCGAACUCGAACGGCUACGACGUGAGGCUGUUCCUUCAUCGGGUGAAAAUGCUGCGGCUGAGGAUGCGGCGCCGCAACUUGCUGAGCAAACGGCAAAUGUGGAUGCCGCCGUGAAUACGCCAGUUGUGGUUGAUUCAAACGAUGACGGAACAGUCGCCCAGGAACUGGAACUAGAGAUUUAG
Molecule: messenger RNA, 285 nt
Organism: Parnassius apollo (apollo)
Lineage: Eukaryota; Metazoa; Arthropoda; Insecta; Lepidoptera; Papilionidae
Source: the annotation of a GenBank genome assembly